CAUUUACACGGCCUUCUCACAAGCAAACAUGGCUAAAUCACUCCCAUUUGGCGACAUCCAAGUCCCAAUUCCCGGAUUUGGUGCUAUGGGUCUAAGUUCUGCUAUGGGAACUAAUCUCAGCUUAGAAGAGGCCGAGCCAGUUCUUCAGAAAGCGAUCGAGCUAGGUUGUACGUUCUGGGACACCGCGGUUGUUUACCGAAAUGGUGUCAAUGAGAAAUUGCUUGGAGACUUCAUUAAGAAGCACAACGUCCGUGACAAAGUCUUUGUUGCAUCUAAAUGUGGAUUUUCUGUCUUCGAUUCUACACCUAGUGUCACCAACUCGGCGGCACAUAUCAAGGAAUACAUCGAGGGCACAAUCGACAGGCUUGGGUUUACUCCAGACCUUUAUUAUCUUCACAGAAUCGACCCAAAUACUCCGCUGGAGGAAUCCAUCACAGCCCUAGAUGAACUUCGCCGUGCAGGCAAAACAAAAUACAUUGGCCUCUCCGAAUGUUCUGCAGCGACUCUGCGUAAAGCCAACUCUAUUGCAAAGAUAGAUGCCGUUCAAGCCGAGUACUCGGCCUUCGAGACGCUACAUGAAACGAACGGACUUAUCGAAACCGCCAAAGAAUUAGGCGUGGCCUUCGUGGCUUUCAGCCCUCUCGGACAUGGUUUUCUUGUGGAUGACUUCCAGUAUAAAUCGCCUGAUGAUUUCGCACCUGAUGACUUCCGCCGAACUGUACCUAAAUUUCAGGGGGAGAAUUUCUACAAAAAUAAGGCGAUCGUGGAUCAAAUGAAGCAGCUAGCAGCCAGGAAAAAGUGCACAGUCGCACAAAUUGCGCUUGCUUGGGUCGCCGCCCAGGGCAUGAUUUCCAUUCCCGGAACGACGAGGGCUGACAGGCUGGAGGAGAAUUGGGCAUCUCGGAGUGUUGUGCUGACAGAGGACGAGAAGGUAGAAAUGCGAAAGAUCGUCGACGAUGCUAAGCCUUCUGGGGAGAGGUUCUCUGCCCUAUAUGAGUCUAUGGUGGGCCAUUGA
This is a messenger RNA of Pseudogymnoascus verrucosus, 1015 nucleotides long. RefSeq lists its product as uncharacterized. The transcript is spliced from 6 exons. NCBI's taxonomy places the organism in Eukaryota, Fungi, Ascomycota, Leotiomycetes, Thelebolales, Thelebolaceae. Bases 29 to 1015 code for a protein of 328 amino acids. Gene Ontology annotation, cellular component: cytoplasm. The record is from RefSeq and is a predicted model, not a curated record.